Branchiostoma floridae (Florida lancelet) is the source of this 591-nucleotide messenger RNA. Its product is annotated as fibroblast growth factor receptor 4-like. NCBI's taxonomy places the organism in Eukaryota, Metazoa, Chordata, Leptocardii, Amphioxiformes, Branchiostomatidae. Gene Ontology annotation, biological process: multicellular organism development; cell surface receptor protein tyrosine kinase signaling pathway; protein phosphorylation. The record is from RefSeq and is a predicted model, not a curated record. Gene Ontology annotation, cellular component: signaling receptor complex. The transcript has a single exon. Gene Ontology annotation, molecular function: transmembrane receptor protein tyrosine kinase activity; ATP binding. The annotation marks the transcript as partial.
AAUGGCGGACAUCCAAACAUCGUCAGACUUUUCGGGGUCGUCUUGAUAUCCACACCAAAGAGUAUUCUCUUGGAAUUUGCUGCCAAAGGCGAACUUUUGCUCAAUGACAUUCUAAAACAACAACCUAGGCAGAACGAUUCUAUUGGCAGGUUUGUCCGUUAUUGUGUCCAGAUAUCCCGUGCCCUGGAGGAGCUCCGACGUCUGCGUAUCGCUCACGGUGACGUGGCCGCCCGAAACGUCCUGGUCAGUGGCAAUGGCGUGGCUAAACUUGCUGACUUCGGUCUGGCCUAUGACGUCUACACCGAGACUACCUACUUGCCCUCGUCAGUCAAUAACGACGUCGACGAACUCCUGCCCCUGAAGUGGAUGGCUCUGGAGUCGCUGGAGUCUCGCGAGUUCACGUGCGAGAGCGACACGUGGUCUUUCGGCGUGCUGCUGUGGGAGAUCGCCGCCUUCGGGGAGGAGCCCAGCUACCAGCUCCAGCGCCAUCUGAGUUGUCCUAAGUUGGUGGGGCUCCUGAGGCAGGGGGUCCGUCUGGACAGGCCGCCCGGAUGUCCAAAAAAGCUGUAUUACGUCAUGAAGUCGUGUUGA